Arabidopsis thaliana (thale cress) is the source of this 1016-nucleotide messenger RNA. RefSeq names its product F-box protein. The transcript has a single exon. NCBI's taxonomy places the organism in Eukaryota, Viridiplantae, Streptophyta, Magnoliopsida, Brassicales, Brassicaceae. The record is from RefSeq and is marked reviewed. Bases 309 to 1016 code for a protein of 235 amino acids.
CUUGAGUGUUCGACAAAAAGGCAUGAAACCCUAAAAAGACUCGCUCUUUCAAUGCCUAUGAGGACUUCUCUUUUUAUUUUGUGAGUAAGUCCAUCGGGGCUAUCAAGCUACGUCCACUCCAGUUUUGCUAUCAAGCCUAUUGAAAUGAAACUAGCAAUGUACUUUGCAAAGAACUCUGUGAUCCUCAAGAGACUUGUUAUUCGUUUGAAAGGUUCCAUUGAAGAAGACAAUCACGCUGUGUUAAGGGAUCUUCUUAGAUUGCCAAGGCGCUCUGGCAUAUGUGAAAUCGAGGUUGUUGGACCGUGAAGAUGACUUUUAAGUUUUCCUGUGAUCAGAAUUUAGAUUGGAUUAAAAUCAAAAACAGUUUGGACUUGGAUUUUGAUUUUGUUGAAAUCUGUUAUUUAUGUUUUUUUUUUUUGGAUUUGGACUCUAAAGAGUUCCUAGAUUACAAUGCCUUUGUGGGUUAUAUAUAUGAACAAGUUCCUAGAUUCUAUAGGGAAGAAAAAAUAUGCUUGGACAAGCUAAGUAUUCUAAAGGAUGUGAAUGACAAGUCUUGUGUCACGCGUUGGAUAGAUUUUGUGGCUACGCCUAAACUUAAGGAUCUUGAUGUUGAGUUUGGUCCUCUGAAGCGUGAGUGUUUGGAAGUGAUGCCUGUAAGCCUCUAUAUCUGUCAGACACUCCUUUACUUAAGACUCCAUCGGUAUUGUUUGGUAGUUUCGAGUUUGUUUCAUUACCUCGUCUCAGGACUAGAUGGAUUCCUCUCGUUCGCACCUCAGUUUUUGCUGUCAUCGCUCGAGUUUGUAGAGAUAAAAAGCAUACACCAUUGUCAUCUUUGUGAGAAGAAACUUGCCUUGUGUACUUUGCAGAAAACUCUGCAAUCCUCAAGAAAUUUGUUCUGUGUUCGAGCGGUCCCAUUCGAGAAGAAGAUUUACUCGCAUUUCCGUGGCUAUCUAGCACAUGUCAAAUUGUCUAUGUUGCUGACCUUCAAAAUGACUUGUAGGUGGUUCUUACUAUGA